Molecule: messenger RNA, 4542 nt
Organism: Trematomus bernacchii (emerald rockcod)
Lineage: Eukaryota; Metazoa; Chordata; Actinopteri; Perciformes; Nototheniidae
Gene: vkorc1l1
Product: vitamin K epoxide reductase complex, subunit 1-like 1
Exons: 3
Coding region: 35-595 (186 amino acids)
Biological process (GO): vitamin K metabolic process; peptidyl-glutamic acid carboxylation
Molecular function (GO): vitamin-K-epoxide reductase (warfarin-sensitive) activity
Source: RefSeq, a predicted model, not a curated record
CGUCGCAGUCCUGUCUCGGGCGAACUCCCUGCGUAUGUAUGCGUGUCUCCAGCUAGGCCAGAGAGUGAUGGCGGCGCCCGUCCUGAGAGUGUCCACCCCUCGGUGGGAAAGAAUAGCUAGGCUUCUCGUUUGCCUAUUGGGCAUACUGCUCUCUAUAUAUGCCUUUCACGUCGAGACAGAAAAGGCUCGGGAUCCGAGUUAUAAGGCGAUGUGCGACGUCAGCAUCUCCAUCAGCUGUUCGAAAGUGUUCAGCUCAAGGUGGGGUCGAGGAUUUGGACUCCUCGGUUCAAUCUUUGGAAAUGACAGUGCACUGAACCAGCCCAACAGUGUCUACGGGAUCGCUUUUUAUGGCUUUCAGCUUCUACUAGGAAUGACUGUGAGUGCAAUGGCCGCCCUUAUUCUCAUGACGACAUCCAUCUUGUCGGUAGUGGGUUCGCUCUACCUGGGCUACAUCCUCUACUUUGUCCUGAAGGACUUCUGCAUCAUCUGCAUCACUACAUAUGCGCUGAACUUCAUUCUCUUUACUCUCAACUACAAGCGACUGGUUUACUUGAACGAAGCCUGGAAGCAGCAGCUGCAGGCCAAGGAGGACUAAAGCUGUGGAGAACGGCAAGACAAGUACGACAAACAAACAAAGAAAAAGUAAAAAAAGAAACGUGACCUCUGAACAUUUGACUUGCCACCAGGAGACCUUGCUUCCAAACGAUGUUUAUUCUGCUGUGUGUUAAAAAAAAAAAUGAAGAAAUUUAACUUAAAUGUUGGGCCUAACAUCUCAAUGUUGCAAACACGGAAGGAUUUCGAAGUGAAAGGUGUUUUUUUUUUUUUCUUCUUCAUUGUUUAACAUAUUAAAGGGGCUGGCUGUGUGUGUGCAAGUGUGUGUGUGUGUGUGUGUGUGUGUGUGUGUGUGCGAGUGUGAGAGAUAAUGAGUGUGAGAGAUAAUGUCAACCCGAGCAAGCAGAAGCAGGAGGCCAGAAAACAGAUCGAUGGAGGACGGCUCUCUUUUGAACAAAAAGGACCACAGGAUGGAGGAAAAAGUGACAUUAAAGGGGUUUACUUGAAACGGUUAGAAAGGUCCUGUUACUGCACAGUGGAUCUGCACUAAAACUCGGAACCGAGUAAAGGGUCCCAAAAUUAGAAAAACAUUCAUUAGGUCAUCGUACAGUUUGCAGAUAAGGUUCAAUGGCAUGGUGGUGGGGGUAAAAAAACGAUUAACAUUUAUACAGACUAGUUUCUUUUCAUGUUUACACUUUGUGGUAUGUUUCUUUUAUGAAGAGGACCACUAAAAAUAAAACACGGGACAAUGUGAGAUAUUGUGUGUUAGACCAGUCAGAUAGUUUUUUUUUGUUGCAAUUCUGUAAAUAGCUGCUGAGCAAUGUUCCAGGCUAGAUUGUGAUUUAGUGUUGACACAAACUUUUUUUUUUUUAAUGGAAAACCUACCAACAAAACAGGGGAAAACAUGAGUAAAUCUGGAACAAAAAAGCGAUAAAGGUCACAGCAAGGUGGAUGUGUUCUCCUGGUCAGGCAUGCAGUUCAGAGUUAUGUGGAUUUCUUUGUUGUACGUGGUCAUUAUGUCAUCUGAAGCCACAAACACACGAAACUGAACUAUGGGUUCUUUUCACCAAGUUUGCAAAAAGGCACCCUCACCCCCUUUUUUUUGUUGGUUAAUGUUUGAUAAGCAUUCCUGACACCCACAGAAGUGGGAUCCAUAAAGACUUAUGUGCCUAAGAGUGUUAAGGUGAAUUACCGUUUUCUUUUUCGGUGUGGGUGGGGCGGGUUAAUGUCAUGUUAACACACGUUCUGCUCGUUGUUUUACUGUCACAGGUCCAAGGCUUUAUUUUUAUGAUCAGUUUUGUAAAUGAAGAUACCAGUGAAGUGUUUCUCCCUCCCUAUUAGAGUCUCACGAGGUAGCGAAGGCUGCUACACUGUGAUUGUCUCCUGAAGUGUAGAGCGGCCUGGUGGCGGAGGCGUCUCUUAUCUUUGCUGUUUUAAAAAGGCUCAUCUGGCUUUUUGUUCACUGUCCAGCCUGUAUACAUUUGAUGUCAAAUUGAACAGUAACGGUGAUUUUGCAAAGCUGAGUUACAGUUCAUUUGCAGGAUGGGAACAAAAACGUUGUCACGAUUUAUGUUGAAGCAGCAGAAGCGUGAAAAGGAGUACGAUUCUGAAAGAAUUCAACACAGUAUGUUAAGCCAUAUGUUGAGUUUGUGGGAUUUCUCUGCUCUUGUAGGAAUCCAGAGUUUUCAAAAGACACAGAAGUGGUUGAUCUAACAUAACAAGGCUUCUACAAAGACGGGUCACAGAAUGGGGAAAAGAGCAGCCACAGCUGGCAGUGGCUCUGAAAGAAAGAAAUCCACAGUUUCGUCAGUUCAGUUAAGUGACAGAAUAGGACAAUUGUCUCUGUAUCAUCUAAAACCCACUGAUCAAAAGUCUCCAGACGCAUGGUACACUAUCUCUGGGCUUUAAGCAAAUGUUGGCCAUCUGACAAUCUUACACACGCGCUGUCGAUAGAUCCAGAGCAGUUGUAAUAAUUGUGAUUAUGUGAUUCAUCUGUGGUGUUAAACCAGCUUGUUCACUCUUUCCAUCACUGCUACUUUCCAUACACCCUUCCCUUUAACAGAACUGUCCCCGACACUUUAUUUUUGGGUCGCUUAAGUAUUGAUGAUAGCAACUUACAGGAAGGUAGUGUCAGUGACGUGCUUCCUGUAAUACCAUGAGGUCAUAGCUUGUGGAAACGGAGGUGAUACUUCCCUCCCCCGCCAGGGUAUUGGCAAAGUUAAAUUGUUGUCUGUUCAUGCAUGUUGGAACGUGAUUACUACUUAUCAUAAAUAAGUUGUGUAAUGUUAUUUUAGGCCAUCUUCCAAAGCAUAGUAUCAUAUUUCUUCAGGCUGCAGAUAAAGGUUUCCUAUUUUAAUGGAUGCUUCAGGCACUUAAUCCUUCACAGUGAAGAUGAUGUAUACUGCUCACUAUGUCCAUGUUUGUCUGUUUCAUUAUAACUGAUACAUUUGAUGCAGUUUGGCAGCCUACUAGCUUAGUAACAUAAAGGAAUACUCCCACCAAUUUAGCAUACAUUCCAAUAACAUUUAUUUAAAAUCGAUGCAAUUUGUUUUAUUCCAUGUAUUCUUUUUCCUUUGCCCAAACCACCCACAAUACAACUCGACCACCAACUGUUUUAUCCGGAGAUUUUGGUUUGGUAUGGCCCAAUAUGACAUCCUCAAAUGUCUUCUAAAAUAUAGGAAUGGCUGCCAGAAAGAAACUCUAAUGGUUUGCUUUGAAAAAUGGUAGGCACUUGCGCUACGUGACAUGAUUGGUAUUAAACUGGCAAAAACAUGCAAGCACUAAAGUCCUCUUUAAAAGAAAAAAGUGUAGUCCUCCAUAAAAUGAUUUUAAAUGUUGGCCCGUGACUUAAGUCAUCUUUAAGAUCUCCCUACUACAGUAUUGUCUGGUCGGGCUAACAUCGGGUUCUGUUUCAUGUCAACUCAGAAUAAGAUUUUGGUCUUUAGUCUGGGAAAGCCUGUGCAUUCAUGUAGAACGACAAGUCUUGUAAGGAUCCUCUUGCACAAGUCAAACUGACAUUACAUGCUUGUUUCUGUGGCUACAACUAUGUGAGUGUCGACCGUAGAACAGGAGGCGGCCGACCAUUAGCUUCAUGAUUCUUGUCAUACGCAAGCCUAUUACACUAGUUGUGUGCAGUUACUUUAAAGAAAUGGGUCAGGAAUUUGGAUGAUGAGUCAAAAGUUUGAAAUCUUUGGCUGGUAACACAUGUUGUGUGAUGAUUUUAAGGUCAAAAAGAAAAAGGUCAAAAUGAUCGAUUAGUGCAUUUCAUGAAUAUUAGGGCCCUGAGGUAUAACUGCCAUGUUAGUUGCAUCACCAAUGCCAACAAAAGUGCCUUCCGUUUGAUCACUAGGCCUUGAGCCAAAGACGAGCAACAGUAAUAGCCUUGUAAAAUGAAGAAUGGUAACUGUAAAAAGCACGUAUGCUUGCCUUCCUUAAGAUUUAAUCUGAUCAAUUGGUAAUUUCCAAAGAUGUGAUUUAAAGUGCAAAAAACGAUUCCAAAUUUGGCAGACAAAAUGCCCCGUCAAAUCAAUGGUCAUUCCCCUUUUUCCUUCCUUAACUCCACUCUGUAAUUCUCAUCUUUAUUUUGUCUAGCUAGGACAUGUCUAUUUAAACUACAUGAUUGUAAUGUAUUUCAUCAUUAAUAAUGCCCUUUAGCUGUUUAGACUGUUAACAUUCUGGGUUACUUUAGUAAAAAAAAGUUGAGGGGGUUGGAGGGCUCGGAAUCCAUGUGUCAGCAUAAAAUGUUCAUUGAAUUUAUUUGUGGAGGAAAACUUAAUGGGUUUGCUUCUGUAUUGCCAAAUAUGUUUUAAAAUGCUGUAUUUUCUUACAUGGAAAAGUGUUACAUGAAUGGUAGGAGGGUGUGAAAAAAAUAAUCUGUUUAAAUCCAUUUUACCUUAAGGGAAAACUGUGGAAAAGGUUGACAUGCGAACAUUUUUAAUUGUCAUUGUCAUGUGGAAAUGAUCUACCAUUAAAACAUUCCCUCUGAAACUA